Molecule: messenger RNA, 2804 nt
Organism: Nelumbo nucifera (sacred lotus)
Lineage: Eukaryota; Viridiplantae; Streptophyta; Magnoliopsida; Proteales; Nelumbonaceae
Source: RefSeq, a predicted model, not a curated record
GGAAGUAGAAUACUCUCUAUUUGUCGUUUUUUUUUUGUUCAUAUUGCUGGGAAGAAGAUUUUGUACAAUAGGGAGGGACCGACUUAGCAGUGAAGGACUUCAAGUAGCCCAUUCGAUAUCUGAUGCUCGAAGGUGCGUUUCCUACCGGGGAUCCAGCAAUAAUUCCCGCUCAUGGCAUCACAUCCCCAGCCCUAUUUAGCUCGAGCUUCUUCCAACGGACUGGUCUCGUCUCACAAGUCCCAACGUCACCCAGGCAGCAGGCCUGCGACGAGUUCCUCACAAGAAGCAACACUUCGGCCUCCCGGUAUUUGAUUGUGUAGGAGAAGACGUUCUUAGUGCUGCUUCGCUGCUCAUGCUGUUCAUCAGAACCAAAUGGCUAAGCUUUUCCUCCGACCUCUUUGUUCUAUAUCUGCGCUUCGCGCAACUCUGUCUCACUUUUCCUCUACUGUCAAUGUUAUUCCUACUACUAAAACUGUUGAAAAACAAAACUCGAACAAGUUGUCGGAAGGUUUUCUGAGAAAGAGGUGCACGUCUGGCUCCAUUACUCCUGAGGAAGCAUUGGGUUUAUUUGAUAGGAUGGUCCGAAUGCAACCCUUGCCAUCAAUAUGGUCUUUCAAUCAAGUUCUGAGAGAACUUGCAAGACUGAAACAUUAUUCAACUGUUAUUUCUUUGUACAAAGAGAUGAAUUCGUUGCCACUCCGGCCCAAUGUUUAUACGCUCACCAUCCUAAUCAAUUGUUUCUGCCACUUGAAUCGCGUGGAUUACGGUCUCUCUGUCCUGGGAAGCAUCAUGAAACGUGGGCAUGAGCCAAAUAUUGCAACAUUUAACACUCUCAUCAAGGGCCUUUUUGCCAAGCAUGAAAUUGGCCCUGCAAUGGAAUUGUUUAAUAAAAUAGCGGAGGAGGGGUAUCCAUGUACUGAGAUCACCUACGGGGUGAUACUCAAUGGGCUUUGCAAGACCGGAAACACUGGUGAGGCUCUCGAAUUGCUCAGACGAGUGGGACAGAAGGAUGGAUAUGAACCUAACUUAGUUAUGUAUGCUACAAUCAUCGACGGUUUCUGCAGAGAGGGACUGGUAGAAAAAGCAAGAGAACUCUUGUCCGAAAUGAUCGAGAAAGGCAUCUCACUAGAUGUUGUCGUGUACACUUCUGUGAUUCGUACACUUUGCAAUACUGGCCAGUGGAAAUUAGUUGCAGACUUUUUGAAUGAGAUGGUGAAUCAGGGAAUCACCCCAGAUGGCGUAGCCUUUGAGACACUAGUUGAUGGUCUUUGCAAAGAAGGAAGGACUGUAGAAGCAGUUUCCUUGUUAGAAAAAGCAAUGCAUCAAUAUGGGGAACCGAAUGUUUUUACUUACAACUCUUUGAUUCGUGGGCUAUUCAAUUCAGGACAGUGGAAAGAAGCCAAAAGAUUGUUCAGUGAAAUGAUGGAACGACAGAUCUCACCAGAUGUGUUUACAUCAAGUAUAUUGGUGGAUGGUUUCUGCAAAGAAGGGAUGACCAGAGACGCACACGAACUGUUAGAUGUAAUGAUCCAAAGAGGUUUGGAGCCUGAUAUAGUCACAUACAAUUCUUUGAUUGAUGGGUACUGUUUAGUCGGUCAAAUGGAUGAGGCAAAAGAAGUCUUCACAUCUUUGAGUGGAAGAUGUAACCCAAAUGUCAGAACUUACAAUAUCUUGAUCAAUGGCUAUUGCAAGAAAAGGCGGAUGAAUGAUGCCAUGCAGGUUUUCAAAGAAAUGAGUCAAAAAGGAUUGAUGCCUAAUGUUUUUACUUACUGCACUCUUAUAAGUGGGUUCUGCAAGGUGGGCAAACUUGUGUCUGCUCAAAAGUUCUUCACUGAGAUGAAAGAUCAAGGCAUAUGUCCUGAUCUCGUUACAUACAAUACGAUGUUGAAUGGGCUAUUCAAGAGCCAUUGUCCCGCUGAGGCAGUUGCUUUAUUUGAUGAGAUUAAAAGCUCUCAAUUAAAACCUGGUAUAAUAACUUAUAACAUCCUUAUUAGUGGCUUGUGCAAAUGUGGUGAAUUUGAGGCUGCAAGGAAAAUAUUUUACAGCUUAUUUGAAUUGGGAUUGGAGGCUAAAGCUAGAACAUACAAUAUAAUGAUUGAUGGGCUCUGUAAAGAAGGGCUGUUGGAUGAAGCUAGUAAAAUGCUUAUUGACAUGGAGGAGAAGAGUUGCCCACCUGAUCAGACCACCUUCAAUACUAUAGUCCAUGUAUUUCUUCAAAAGAAAGAGACCCAGAAAGCAAUGCAGCUACUUCAUAAAAUGGUUGAGAGGGGGUUCUCACCAAAUACUUCCAUUGUACAGAUGUUAGCAAACCGAUUAUCAGCAUGAUUCAGAUGGUGACUGUCCGGAAAUGCGUUGCAUUUUCUUCUUUUUUCUAAAUGGACAAAAAGAAAAGCAGAAUGGAAAAACUGAGUGACAAAGGACUAGUUAAAAUGUUUAUUAUGUCUAUCAUGAUGAAAUCCACAAUUUUAACAUAUAUGUUCUUUGGUUCUCUAUGAGAUAGGGACAGUUUGGAGUUUCUCAUUGAAAUGCAAAGUUUUGAACAACAUUUUCGUAUCUUCACAUAAAAUGGUGCAGAACUCAAAAUCUGAAUUGCCCUGGACUGCCGUAAUACAGAGGUGUUCAAAGUGAGGAUUCAUAAUUUUGGAGAGUCAGCAUGGCAGGCAUUUCCAUAAAUCCAUCCGAUUUACAUUGUGGCUGUGUUCAAUAAAUAUGCAUUGAUUCACAUGUUCCCCCCAAAGGUGGGGUGCCCAUGCAACACUAGCAGAAUAUACUUUUGUAAAAUGACUUGCAUAAGUUAUUGUGGA